UACCGCUUCACCUUAAGUUAUUUUAAUAAACCAUGACCGAGAACCCCAGUAUCCGCGAAGGCGGCACCCGGCCGUAUGUAGUAUCUUAUGUGGAUAGACCGAAGUUUCAUGUGGGAGAUCUCGUGUAUGUUGUUGGCACGGAUGGACUCGAGGGACCAUUUACUGUUGCGUCAGUUCCAGCCACCGAUGCUUGCACUCUGUGUGAUGAAGAUGGUAAUCCUGCAAAAGAAGGCAGUAAGAUAAAGAUGGCUGAUUUGGCGGCUGCAUGACUGGUUAGGUCUUUGGGCGGACCCAAGGAGCUGUGUACAUGACCUACGAUAGUUAUUCUCAGAGUGCUCGUGUAAAGAGUACAGUCGCAGCACCCAACAAGGCUGAGGCUACCCCGCAAUAGUUGCCUAAUAUCUGUCGUCAGCUGCGGUGCACACCUUUCCUCCGCCAAAUUUGGAUUAGGAUAAGUUAUUCCUCUGUAUGCCUCAUCAGUGUCGCUUGCUUAAGUAUCUUGCCUUUUCCUACAAGAGAAUCCAGAUACCUCCUCGCUAUGUGCGAUACAAAACCCCCAAUCUCACGCUACGCGAUCCUAAUCGGAAUCAAUGCCUACCAGGAAAGGCCCCUCGAAGGCAGUGUCCAGGAUGUGCAAAGAAUAGAAAGAUACCUUAAGGAAGCCUCGACUUCAGUUCAGAUUGAGAUGUUGACGGCGACCAGGAGCGACGACUAUGGAGGAGCUCGAAGUUUGCUGGAGCCGCAGCAUAUCUGGCCCACUCACCGAAAUGUGGUUUCUGCUCUAACACGGGUGCUUUCGUCGGCAAAGACUGGGGACCUGGUUUAUAUACAUUACUCUGGCCACGGGACCCGAAUAGGGUCACAAUAUUUACACUCCA
Molecule: messenger RNA, 878 nt
Organism: Aspergillus alliaceus
Lineage: Eukaryota; Fungi; Ascomycota; Eurotiomycetes; Eurotiales; Aspergillaceae
Exons: 3
Coding region: 33-269 (78 amino acids)
Source: RefSeq, a predicted model, not a curated record